UUGAAUGACUCCGUGCCAAAAUGGAAACCUUUCCUCUCCCAUAUUUGUACCUGGGUAGCCUUAACAAAAUCCAUCAACGUGAACAAAAGAACCAGGUUCUUGCUAGUAGCAGCUCCGACCUUGACCAACACAAGAUGGAGAUGGAGAGGGUUCAAGCCAUCGCGUCCGUCUGUGCAGCCAACGGCGCCAUGCCGCCAGAGUUCAUACGGUCGGAGCACGAGCAGCCGGGCAUCACCACCUACCGCGGCCCCGCCCCGGAGAUCCCGGUCAUCGACCUCGCGGGCGACAACCAGGACCAGUUGACGAUCGCCGUGGCCGAGGCCAGCCGGGAGUGGGGAAUCUUCCAACUGCUGAACCACGGGAUUCCGGGGGAGGUGAUACGUGAGCUGCAGCGCGUCGGCAUGGAAUUCUUCGAGCUACCGCAGGAGGAGAAGGAGAAGUACGCGAUGGUGCCCGGAUCGGGGAGCUUGGAAGGAUAUGGCACCAAGCUGCAGAAGGAGUUGGAGGGCAAGAAGGCCUGGGUUGAUUUCUUCUUCCACUACGUAUCGCCGCCGUCUCGCGUCAACCACGCCAUCUGGCCCAAGAAACCUGCCGAUUAUAGGCAAGUAAACGAGCACUACGGCAAACACCUGGCGUGUCUUGUGGACAGGAUGCUGAUGGCGCUGUCGAGGGGACUGGGACUGGGAGAUCAUGUCCUCAAGGAAGCACUUGGCGGAGAUGGACUGGAGCAACUCCUAAAGAUCAACUACUACCCGCCGUGUCCUCGGCCUGACCUGGCUCUCGGGGUGGUGGCUCACACUGACAUGUCCGCUAUCACCAUUCUCGUCCCCAACCAUGUCCCUGGUUUGCAGGUCUUCAACGAUGAGCACUGGAUCGACGUCAACUACGUUCCUGAUGCUGUCAUCGUCCACAUCGGUGAUCAGAUCGAGAUUUUGAGCAAUGGGAUAUACAAGAGCGCGUUGCACAGAACAACCGUGAACAAAGAGAAGGUCAGGAUGUCGUGGCCAGUCUUCUGCUCUCCUCCUGGUGAGAUGGUAAUUGGCCCUCUGCAACAGCUCGUCGGUGAUGAGAGCCCUCCCAAGUACAAGGCCAAGAAGUACAAAGACUACGCCUACUGCAAGCUCAACAAGCUUCCACAGUAAACGUUGUUACGUUACAUGCUUUUCCCGUUCCUCGUCAUCGUUUAACAGCGCUCAUGAGUCCGAUGAGACAACUGAUUUGUUUGCUUAUUUUCGACGCGAAACUAAAUCAAUAUCUCAAUAUUAGAU
This is a messenger RNA of Musa acuminata subsp. malaccensis (wild Malaysian banana), 1268 nucleotides long. RefSeq names its product flavonol synthase 1. Lineage: Eukaryota; Viridiplantae; Streptophyta; Magnoliopsida; Zingiberales; Musaceae. The record is from RefSeq and is a predicted model, not a curated record.